AGAAUAUUGUGAGCAAAUCUUCUUUCAUUUGUAAUUCAAAAAUUAUUACUCCUUCUUUACUUUUCCAAUUUAAUUAUAUUUAUAUGCAACUCCAUAUAUAUUAUAAGCCAUAGAUUCCAUGGAAACCAAAGUUAUUUCUAGCGGAAUCAACCACUCUACUCUUCCUCAAAGUUACAUCCGACCCGAAUCCGAUAGACCACGUCUAUCGGAAGUGGUCGAUUGUGAAAAUGUUCCAAUAAUUGACUUAAGUUGCGGAGAUCAAGCUCAAAUAAUUCGUCAAAUUGGAGAAGCUUGUCAAACUUAUGGUUUCUUUCAGGUAAUUAAUCAUGGUGUACCAAAGGAAGUUGUAGAGAAAAUGCUAGGGGUAGCUGGGGAAUUUUUCAAUUUACCAGUAGAAGAGAAACUAAAAUUAUAUUCAGAUGAUCCUUCAAAGACCAUGAGAUUAUCAACAAGUUUUAAUGUUAAAAAGGAGACAGUUCAUAAUUGGAGAGAUUAUCUCAGACUUCAUUGUUAUCCUCUAGAGAAGUAUGCUCCUGAAUGGCCUUCUAAUCCAUCAUCUUUCAGGGAAAUCGUGAGCAGAUAUUGCAGGGAAAUUCGUCAACUCGGAUUUAGAUUAGAAGAAGCCAUAGCAGAAAGCCUGGGGUUAGAUAAAGAGUGUAUAAAAGAUGUAUUGGGUGAACAAGGACAACAUAUGGCUAUCAAUUAUUAUCCUCCUUGUCCACAACCAGAACUUACUUAUGGGCUUCCGGCCCAUACUGAUCCAAAUUCACUUACAAUUCUUCUUCAAGACUUGCAAGUUGCGGGUCUUCAAGUUCUUAAAGAUGGCAAAUGGUUAGCUGUAAAACCUCAACCUGACGCCUUUGUCAUUAAUCUUGGGGAUCAAUUGCAGGCAGUAAGUAACGGUAAGUACAGAAGUGUAUGGCAUCGAGCUAUUGUGAAUUCAGAUCAAGCUAGGAUGUCAGUGGCUUCGUUUCUAUGUCCGUGUGAUAGCGCGAAAAUCAGUGCACCAAAGCUGCUGACAGAAGAUGGAUCUCCAGUGAUUUAUCAAGACUUUACGUAUGCUGAGUAUUACAACAAGUUCUGGAGCAGGAAUUUGGACCAGCAACAUUGUUUGGAACUUUUCAAGAACUAAGUCGUUUGGUUCAUAGGGAUGUCCCGGAAGUAAGUUUAGAAUUAAAUUUAUACUUUGUUUGGUUGAGGGUGAGAUAAAUCUAGACGUUCAAUCAAACAGAAUAUAAAUUUAAUCUCAAACUUAAUCCUGAAUAUCCCAUCCAAUGCCAAUAUAAUUUAGUCAGCAAACCAAAUGACGCGAAAUCAUAAGUAGUACCACUUUCAGUACUUAAUUUUUUUUUUUAGAUUCGAGUUAUAGUUCUGGGGUGGGAAUUAAACUAGGUUGAAAUAAGAAAAAUGGAGACACCAAUUACCUUGUUGAUUUACCCAAAUUACAUGACUGCUCCAAUGUUUUGUUACUGUCAAGUAGUGUUAGCAAUUGGGCUGGAGAAAUGGACUACGUUGGAAUAAUAAUAAUUUGUAGCAGUAAUUUCAUUGUUUACUGUAUUUACUUCACUGUAUGAGUUAUUGAAGGCUAUGAUAAUAUAUUAAAA
This is a messenger RNA of Solanum lycopersicum (tomato), 1604 nucleotides long. It is a transcript of the gene DMR6-1, whose product is annotated as protein DMR6-like oxygenase. NCBI's taxonomy places the organism in Eukaryota, Viridiplantae, Streptophyta, Magnoliopsida, Solanales, Solanaceae. The record is from RefSeq and is marked validated.